This is a messenger RNA of Lotus japonicus, 3954 nucleotides long. RefSeq lists its product as uncharacterized. Gene Ontology annotation, cellular component: integrator complex. The record is from RefSeq and is a predicted model, not a curated record. Lineage: Eukaryota; Viridiplantae; Streptophyta; Magnoliopsida; Fabales; Fabaceae. Gene Ontology annotation, biological process: snRNA 3'-end processing. The transcript is spliced from 10 exons. Bases 2672 to 3739 code for a protein of 355 amino acids.
CUUCCUUCACCUGUUUCCGUUUUCACUCCUCUUUUAACCUUCCCUUUUGCCUUCGUGACACUCACUUUUUAUCUUCUGUCCAUGACCAUUGAGGUGUCAUGGAGGUUGUCCGGGGUCUGUAGUGAGGGUGAGGGUUUUGGCAGCGGCGCGGAAGACGGAAUGGCGACAGGACUGGCGAAACGUCUUUCUAUUAUCCUUUGAAACCCCAUUCACGUGAGAGAAGAUCCUCAAUCAGUGCAUUGUUGUUACUGUUAGGAGCUUCAUUAACAUGCCUUUUCUGACCCCUUGCAUGUCUAUUCAUUACUUUCAGGUGUUUUUCCAGCAAAUUCCAUCCUUUGGAGAAUUCAAAGCAUGAAUCUUCGAGAAUAGUAUAGAGUGUUCAUCGCGGAGGCUUUUCUAUCUUUCACUUUCAGUUUUUGGUAACUCUUCCUCCAAAAUUGGUUACUCUUCCCUUUUAGUUUUGGUAAAUUUGCCAUUUUAGUAUUGCUAACUUUGCCUGCAAUUCAUAUUUUUAAAAUUGGAUUUGUGAUAUUAUUGGAUUUGUCACUUAUUACAUAUUACAGGUUUAUUUAUAAAUCUUGAUAAAUAGAAUAUUUCUUUUGCUUUGUGUUGUACCCUUUUAAGUUUUUGCUCUCAUUUGUACCUAUUUUUGUUUGAAUGAUGGAUUGCUUUGUUCAAAUCUGGUGCCAAAAAAGACAAAUUAGAAAUUCUAUUGAAUUCUAUUAUUAUGUUGUUCAUUAAAAACUUUUUGUUUGUGCUGAAAUCACAUUAAUUUGAGCCCUUUGUCAGUGGUGGAUUACUUUUGUGUGCAACUACCGUAAGUUGAUACCUCUUUGAUAUUCUCCAAACCAUAUUAGCAGUUUCAGUUUAAAAUUUGUUUUUUGUGAACAAUAUCUAACAUUUAUUAUGUGUGGUGAACAAAAGAUUUAAGGCUUUAUUUUAUAAAAGCUUUUGAGAAAUGAUUUAAUUGAGACCAUGUCAUGUGAAAUGUGAUAUUUCUCUUUUGCCAAAUGCACCUGCUGCCAAGCUAACAUUGAGCAGUUUGAUUCUCCGGAGAAAUCAUAAGGUAAUAUUAGAAAUCUUGCCCACUGCUCUCAUUCUCCUGGUGGACUGGUGGUAACAUAACAUGCUAUAACUUUUAUGGUGGUAAACUUACUCUCAAUGUGUAUUUAUGCAGUUCAAUCUAAAAGGCCUGCAUACCCAUCAUUAAAUACAAUGACAAUAGUUUGGGAUAAGUUGGAAGCUUUGGUGAAAAAGGAGAAUUUGCAGCUAAACCCUAUCUUCUACUUUUUUGGGGCUAGAGUCAAAUUGAACAUUACUUUUGCUUUCAAUAGAGUGGAAAGGAAUAGGAUCCAAGAAGGUGGAAGGAAGUCCUCCACAAGGUAUGAAGUUGAAGAAAUGAGAGUAUUGAUUCAGUACAUGAGAGUUCAAAUUCACUCACCGUUUAUAAGUAAUUUAAGGGGUGGCCUUUAUGUUUCCAAGUCCCUCUAUAAAUGCCUAUAUAGGGAUUUUUGCCUUUCAAACUGGGAACUGGGAACAUCACAUAUCACUACCAAAUUGAAGUAACUUUGAAUUUAAAGGGCCCUUUGAAUGUUUUUGCUGGAGUAAAUAUGUGAAUAUUUUUUUUUUCCAUUUACUUUUGCAUUUGUCAAUAUGGGUCAGCCCAUAUGAGUUGGGUUGAAAACGGGUUGAGUUGUGUCAACCUGGGUACAAAUUUAACAAAAAAAACACACAAAAGCCAAAAAUGAAUAUCCCCGUGCAUCGCACGGAUAAAAAGUACUCCCUCCGUUCCUUAAUAUAAGUCACAUUUUUUGAAAAAAAUUUGUUCCUAAAUAUAAGUCACUUUCUAAUAUCUAGGAAGCAUUAAAUAAUUUUUUUCAAAUUCACCCUCAUAUUUAAUAUGAAAGAGAUUAUGAACUUUUUGAAUAUUAACUUGGAGAGAAAAAAUCAUAGGAAAGUAAAUAAGGGUAGUCUAGGAAAGCUAAUCAUUUCCUUUACAAAUUUAUUGUUACUAACUACUUUUCUUAAUCUAAGAGAAUUAGUUAUUUGUGACUUAUAAAUAGAAACAGAGGGAGUACUAGUCAUUUCAUAAUGGAAACCAUACAACUUAUACUAACUAUUAGGACUGUUCAUGGUUCUCUCAGAACCGAAGCUAACAAAAAACCGAACCGAAAACUGAACCGUUAAGAACCAAACCGUUAAGAACCGAACCGAACUCGAACCUAAAUUUAAAAACCGGUUCGGUAACCGAACCAAAAUCUCAAAACCGGUUCGGUUCCGAUAUAUCCAUUUAUCCUGUUUCCACACAACCAAUAACCAGUUAACCACAUUCCAAAGUCCUGAACCGAGAAGUGAGAACCAGUGAUGAGUGAACCCUAAUUUCAGCGCCGCGCCUCCUGCUCCUCCCGCCAGCCGCCUCGCCACCUCCUCAUUCCGGCAGCGCCUCCUCCUCCUCCUUCCGGUCGCGCCGCCGUCACCUUGACCACGGCCAGCACGGCAGAACCGCUGUCACCUUGACCACCGAGCUCAGAUUCUUCCCACCAACAACGACGUUCCAACGCAGGUGAUCUGAGGUCGUAGGUUGAAGUCCCAGAUGCUUUGUUAGAGCUGUACUUGCUGCUGAGAUUGACACAAUUUGAUAAUUAGAGUUCCAGGCAUAAGGGAAUCUACCAUGGAACCAACUUGUGCUGCUUGUGCCAUGGAAUGGAGCAUCCAACUUGAGAAGGGCCUCCGUUCUAGUAAACCAGGUGUACCUGUCAAAGCCAUAUUGAAAUUGGGGCCCCACCUUCAGCUAUGGAGUAGAGAGUUCGAGUCUGGUAUUGAUUCCAAUGCCAUAUUUGGCCUUGUUCCAGGAGAAGAUAGGCUGUUUGCCAAUGCCAUCCUCUUACGCCUUGCUGAUGCCUUUAGAGGAGGUGACAAAGAAAUCAGGUUUUCUAUUGUCAGAGUUUUCUUGUUUGAACGAAAGCACCGUGAUAAUGGGAAACACAAGCAGUGUAAGGGCUUGCUAUCAAAGGCCAUAGUAGCUAACCACUUGGAGAUGUUGAAGAGAGUGAAAUCUGUCUUCCAAAAUGGAGAUUCAGAGUCCAAGGCACUGGCUUUGGUUCUGUUUGGUUGCUGGGCUGAUUUUGCCAAUGACAAUGUUCAAAUACGAUACUUGAUACUUUCCAGCCUCGUUUCAACUCAUGAUUGUGAGGUAAUAACAUCAUUAUUUGCUGCUGGAUGCUUCUGUGAGAUAUCAGAUGAUUUUGCAUGUAUUACAUUGGAGAUGCUGUUUAACAUGGUGAAUACACUUGCAGUAUCUUUGCCUAUAAAGUUGGCUGUCGUACGAGUUUUUGCAAAAUUUAAGUGCUCAUAUUCAGUUGCGAGUAAAGCAUACAAGAUAGGUCUACAGUUGAUAUUAAAUUCUUCAAAUGAAGAUCUUUUGGUAGCUAUGCUAUUCUCACUUUCAAAACUGGCUUCUGUUUCUACAGUUCUAGCCUCCAAUGAGGUGGACUUUCUACUGUCAUUUGUCAAGCGAGAAGUAGCUUCACAUGUGCAAGAAACAGCAUCCAAAUGCAUACAUUAUCUAUUAAAAAAUAAUCCAGCUCUAAAGCUUUAUUGUAAUGAGUCCUUUGAGCUCCCAGAUGGACAGACCCUAGAACACUCACCCUCUGAAGAUCAAGCUUGGAAAGAUGAUUGGAGAGAUGAUGAAAUAGUAGAACUGAAGAAUUUGUUUCCGGAUUUGGAAGCACCUCUAUAAAUAGUAAAAAUAUUAGUUCAAUUGUUUUAACAAGAAAUUUAAAUAUUUAAAUAUUUUUAUUUUUGUAUAUUUUAUCCAUUCGAGAAAUUUAAUUCAAAGGUAAAUAUCGAAUUUACAUGUACUAGUUUAUGACCCGUGCCAGGCACGGGGGAAUUUAAUUUUGAAUGUAAGUUUAAAAUUUAUUAUUCAAAUAUUGAUUAAUUUUUAUUGGGUAA